AUGCCCAAGUAUGCUAAGUACUUGAUAGAUAUGGUCACUAAUAAAAUUAAGCUGCAGAAUGCUGAGAUAGUAUCACUCACUGAGGAGUGUAUCUCUGUGGUGACACAGAGGAUGACCAAAAAGUUCAAGGACCUAGGGAAGUUCACACUCCCCAUUCAAAUUAAGAAUAGCGAGGUGGUCCAUACACUUAGUGAUUUAGGGGCAAAUGAACAGGUGCAGACCAUCUUGGGACUUCCAUUCUUGGCGAUGGGAGAAGCUUUGAUUGAUGAAAAGGCAGUUUUUAAAGUGUACAAACCGCUUAACAUACUAUCUCAUUACACAGACUUAUGCGUGAUUACUGUGAUUGAAGGGGAUAAGUGUGGGGUGGUGGAGAUAGUUCCACAAAAAACCUCUUCAGACUUCCUCAAUGAGCAACCUAUGCCACAACCACCUAAGCCCGAUAUGAUGUAG
Molecule: messenger RNA, 450 nt
Organism: Capsicum annuum
Lineage: Eukaryota; Viridiplantae; Streptophyta; Magnoliopsida; Solanales; Solanaceae
Exons: 2
Coding region: 1-450 (149 amino acids)
Source: RefSeq, a predicted model, not a curated record